AACAAGACCCAGAUCCUCCCAUCUCCGAGACUCCUGCAAAUGCGGCUUGGCGAUCUAGGUAUGGAGGAACGAAUGAGAAAAACCAAGACUCGAAGAAGAAAUAUGUGAAAAAAGACAACAACAACAACAACAACAAAAAGAGUGAAAUUUUCGAACAAGGAAAUCAAACGAAUAGAGAGAAAUGUCGGUAGCACACGCAGACGACGCCGACGAUUACAGCCGACCAACGGGAGAGAGUUACCACGCGGAGAAAGCAUUGCCGAGUGGAGAUUUCUACACAGGACAAUGGCGAGACAACCUCCCACACGGACAUGGCAAAUACCUCUGGACCGAUGGUUGUAUGUAUGUCGGAGAUUGGCACAGAGGCAAAACCAUGGGCAAAGGUCGUUUCAGUUGGCCCAGUGGUGCCACCUACGAAGGCGAUUUCAAAAACGGUUACAUGGACGGCAAAGGUACUUACAUCGAUUCCUCUGGAGACUUGUAUAGAGGAUCAUGGGUUAUGAAUCUAAGACACGGGCAAGGCACGAAAAGCUACGUCAACGGAGAUUGCUACGACGGAGAAUGGAGGAGAGGUUUACAAGAAGGACACGGGAGGUACCAAUGGAAGAACGAGAAUCAUUACAUCGGUCAAUGGAAGAACGGGACGAUGAACGGUAACGGGACCAUGAUCUGGAGCAACGGAAACCGUUACGACGGAUCUUGGGAAGACGGAGCUCCUAAAGGCAACGGAACUUUCCGAUGGUCGGAUGGGAGUUUCUACGUCGGAGUUUGGAGCAAAGAUCCUAAAGAACAGAACGGGACUUAUUACCCUUCGACGUCUUCAGGGAAUUUCGAUUGGCAACCACAACAAGUGUUCUAUGUUGAUUUGAGUGAAUGCGUGGUUGCUACUUGUCAGAGAAUCCCGGUUUUGCCUUCUCAGAAGAUGCCGGUUUGGUACGGUUCUUCCGAGCAGAGUAGUAGUGGGAACAGGACCAAGAACAGCGGCAAUGAGAGGCCGAGGAGGAGAUCUGUUGACGGAAGAGUUAGUAAUGGUGAAAUGGAAUUGAGAACUAAUGGUUCUGGUUAUCUUCAGUUAGAUGAUAAUAUUGCAGAGAGUAACAGAUCAUCAUUAGGGCCUUUGAGAAUACAGCCUGCUAAGAAACAAGGACAGACUAUCUCUAAAGGACAUAAGAAUUAUGAGCUCAUGCUUAACUUGCAGCUCGGCAUUAGACAUUCUGUUGGAAGACCAGCACCGGCUACAUCUCUUGAUUUGAAGGCUUCGGCUUUUGAUCCAAAGGAAAAACUUUGGACGAAAUUUCCAUCUGAAGGAUCUAAAUACACUCCUCCACACCAGUCUUGUGAGUUUAAAUGGAAGGAUUAUUGUCCUGUGGUUUUCAGGACUCUGCGGAAACUGUUCAAUGUGGAUGCAGCAGAUUAUAUGUUAUCCAUCUGUGGAAACGAUGCUCUUAGGGAGCUAUCAUCUCCAGGGAAAAGUGGAAGCUUUUUCUACUUGACCAACGAUGACCGUUACAUGAUCAAGACGAUGAAGAAGGCAGAAACAAAAGUUCUUAUAAGGAUGCUUCCAGCUUACUACAAUCAUGUAAGGGCAUGUGAACACACUCUUGUUACCAAAUUUUUCGGUCUUCACUGCGUGAAAUUGACUGGCACUGCACAGAAAAAGGUUCGGUUUGUGAUCAUGGGGAAUCUAUUCUGUACUGGUUACUCCAUCCAUAGGCGGUUUGACCUGAAAGGAUCCUCUCAUGGCCGUCUUACCACUAAACCAGAGUCUGAAAUCGAUCCAAACACAACGCUUAAAGAUCUUGAUCUUAACUUCGUAUUCCGAUUGCAGAAGAACUGGUUCCAAGAAUUCUGCAGGCAAGUGGACAGAGACUGUGAAUUCCUUGAACAAGAGAGAAUCAUGGAUUAUAGUCUCUUAGUUGGUCUUCACUUUCGAGAAGCUACAUUCAAGGAUUCUGCUACUCCUCCUUCCGGUGCUCGAACCCCAACAGGAAAUUCUGAUAGUGGAAACACUCGUCUCUCCCGAGCAGAAAUGGACCGGUUUCUUCUUGAUGCCAGCAAGUUAGCAUCCAUGAAACUGGGUAUAAACAUGCCUGCAAGAGUUGAAAGAACAGUGAGAAGAAGUGACUGUGAGAAUCAGCUUGUUGGGGAACCAACUGGUGAAUUUUACGAUGUGAUUCUCUUCUUUGGUGUCAUAGACAUUCUACAAGACUAUGAUAUAAGCAAGAAGCUUGAACAUGCAUACAAAUCAAUGCAGUAUGAUCCAACCUCGAUCUCAGCCGUUGAUCCAAAGCAAUACUCUCGACGUUUUAGGGAUUUCAUCUUCAGGAUCUUCGUUGAAGACACUUGAGACCAAAUCCAUCUAACUUGCCACGCCCAAGGCCCAACAAAAGUUGAGGUUUUUUGUUAGAGUUUUCGUUCCACAUAUAGAAGUAUUUGUAAAUUUUACUAUUUAACUAAAAUCUUUUCAAGUAGAGAAAAAAUUAUUCUUUUGUAACUAAAGUUCAAUAC
Molecule: messenger RNA, 2508 nt
Organism: Eutrema salsugineum
Lineage: Eukaryota; Viridiplantae; Streptophyta; Magnoliopsida; Brassicales; Brassicaceae
Product: phosphatidylinositol 4-phosphate 5-kinase 6
Exons: 9
Coding region: 182-2347 (721 amino acids)
Biological process (GO): phosphatidylinositol metabolic process
Molecular function (GO): 1-phosphatidylinositol-4-phosphate 5-kinase activity; ATP binding
Source: RefSeq, a predicted model, not a curated record